CACGCUGAGGGAUGCAUUGGCUGAAAGUGAGGCGGGAAGUCCGGGAUUUUCCCAUUUCUCUCCAUCAUUCCCUUGUUUUGGAAUAAAAAACAUUAAAUGACAAACAGACUAACUUUACCACAAACACUCAUCGGGGAAGUUCGCUUUUGGGAUAGUACUGUCUAUUCGGACCUGUCCGUGUUUAAGGUUUCCAGACAACUAAUCCUCCAUUUAUUUAUUUAUGUUUAACUUGCUACAGCUCAAUCCGUCGUUUUUUUUUUUUGUGCGCAAUGGCUGGCCGUUUACAUCGUAUAUCUGCCCGUCUCCACAUGGAGGGGUUCGGGAUGGAUGCACUAUAAAUAAAUAAAUAACAACUCUGGAUACGGGGAAGAUUUCAGAGCGUCGUUCAUGAGAGCUCCUUACCUUUUCAUUUUGGGGAUCUACUUAGGAGUCUGUGCAGCGUUUUAGUUCAGAGCGCACUUGUGUCUGCCUCAACGAUGUGCUCCGGUGGGAAAUACGGUGUGUUUUUGUUCUUGCUUAGAAGUAUCCUGUCGGACCCGGGAACCACAAACCAAGUGGUUCUGUUGGACACUACGACAGUGCUAGGAGAACUGGACUGGACGACCUAUCCUGUCAAUGGGUGGGACGCUAUCACAGAGAUGGAUGAGCAGAACAGACCUAUUCACACCUUCCAGGUUUGCCACGUAAUGGAGCCAAACCAGAACAAUUGGCUAAGGUCUGGAUGGAUUCAGCGGCAGGCUGCACAGAGGGUAUAUGUGGAGCUGCGUUUCACACUGAGAGACUGCAACUCCAUUCCUUGGGUGUCUGGUACCUGUAAGGAAACCUUCAACCUCUUUUACCUGCAGACAGAAGAACCGCUCUCAGAAGGGGCCCGGUUUAGGCCUUCUGACUAUGCCAAGGUGGACACCAUAGCGGCAGAUGAGAGUUUUACACAGACAGAUCUUGGAGAUCGUGUUCUUCGACUCAAUACCGAGGUCAGGGAGGUGGGACCGGUGACACAGAACGGCUUCUACUUGGCCUUCCAGGAUGUGGGAGCUUGUAUUGCUCUCGUGUCUGUCAAGGUGUUCUACAAACGCUGCCCAUCGACUUUAAGGAACCUGGCAGCAUUUCCUAACACUGUUCCACAUAUGGACUCAUCCUCUCUGGUUGAAGUUAGGGGUGCAUGUGUGGAGAAUGCAGAAGAGAGGGACACACCCAAAUUGUACUGUGGUGCUGAUGGAGACUGGCUGGUACCACUGGGACGCUGUGUCUGUAGUAUUGGCCACGAGGAGAUGGAUGGCUACUGUCGGGCUUGUAAGCCUGGCUUCUUCAAGGCAUAUGCAGGGAACACUAUAUGCUCCAAGUGUCCUCCACAUAGCUCCAGCCAUGACCAGGCCGCCACCAUCUGCCACUGUGACAAAGGCUUCUACAGAGCUAUCAAGGACUCCUCCACCAUGGCUUGUACAAGGACUCCGUCGGCUCCCAGGAACCUGGUCUCAUUGAUCAAUGACACGGCUCUCUUCUUGCAGUGGAUGCCUCCUAGUGACACAGGUGGCAGGGAGGACAUCACUUAUAACAUCCUGUGUCAGCGCUGUGAUGGAAGAGAUGGAGACAGUGGUGUGACACAGUGUGAACCAUGUGAGCCAGAACUGCGGUUCAUCCCAAGGCCACUUGGACUGACUGGUACCUCUGUGGCAAUACUAGAUUUUGCAAUGCACGCCACCUACACCUUCCACGUGGAGGCUGCGAAUGGCGUCUCUGGGCUCGGGGUGUCUGCACGCUCGCUGGCGAAUGUUACCGUCAACACACACCAAGCUGGUCCAGCUCUGGUGGGUGUAGUCAGGAAAGACUGGGCCUCUCAAAACAGCAUCGCCCUCUCCUGGUCAGACGUGGAACGGCUGCCCUCAGACAUAGUGGACUAUGAAGUCAAAUACUUUGAGAAGGAGCAAGAGCAGCUGAGCUACUCCUCAACACGGACCAAAGCCCCCAGCGUGGUGGUGACGGGCCUCAGACCCUCAACUGUCUAUGUCUUCCACGUGCGCGUUCGCACUGCUGCUGGCUACACAGCGUACAGCCCCAACUUUGAGUUUGCUACUGCAGCUGAGGCAGAUCCUGAUAUCGCUGAUCAGGGUCAAGUUCUUGUGGUUGUCACAGCGUCUGUAGGAGGCUUCUCCCUGUUGGUCAUCCUUACCCUCUUCCUCCUCAUCACUGGACGGUGUCAGGGGUACAUUAAAGCCAGGAUGAAGUCGGAGGAGAAGAGGAGGAUUCGCUUUCACAGUGGACAUGUCCCAUUCUCUGGGAUAAAGACCUAUGUGGAUCCAGACACGUAUGAAGACCCCACUCAGGCGGUGGAGGAAUUCGCCAAAGAGAUAGACCCCUCAUAUAUAUGCAUCGAGAGGGUGAUUGGUGCAGGUGAAUUUGGAGAAGUCUGUAGUGGUCGGUUGCGCAUACCUGGAAGGAUGGACAUCGCUGUGGCAAUAAAGACACUUAAAGGUGGCUACAUGGAACAACAGAGGCGAGACUUUUUGCGUGAGGCUUCAAUCAUGGGACAGUUUGACAACCCCAACAUCAUCAGGCUGGAGGGAGUGGUUACUAGGAGUAAGCUCUAUAUGUGUAUCUGUCUGUGCUCUUCUCUUCAGCGUCAGUUCACAACAUUCUUUACUUUAGUCUCUUUUCUCUGUUGCUCAUUAAAAUCCUGUCUUUUACCUUUUUCCUCAGGCAGACCAGUAAUGAUAGUCGUUGAGUACAUGGAAAAUGGAGCACUUGAUUCUUUCCUCCGGGCACGUGACGGGCAGUUCACAGUGCUCCAGCUGGUUGGCAUGCUGCGCGGCAUCGCAGUAGGCAUGACCUAUCUUUCAGAUAUGGGUUACAUUCACAGAGACAUCGCCGCUCGUAACAUCUUGGUGGAUGAAAACUUGGUGUGUAAGGUGUCUGAUUUUGGCAUGUCCAGAGUCCUCGAAGAUGAUGAACCUGAAGCGGCCUACAAUGCUACAGGAGGAAAGAUACCAAUUCGCUGGACGGCACCAGAGUCUAUUGCUUAUGGAAAAUUUUCCACAGUUAGUGAUGUAUGGAGCUACGGCAUUGUCAUGUGGGAAGUGAUGUCAUAUGGCGAGAGGCCCUACUGGGAGAUGUCCAAUCAAGAUGUCAUUUUAUCAAUUGAAGAAGGAUACCGUCUCCCAGCACCAAUGGGCUGCCCUGUGACACUGCACCAGUUGAUGUUACACUGCUGGCAGAAGGAGGCUAACCAGCGCCCACGCUUCAACAAUGUGCUUUCUUUCCUGGACAAACUCAUAAUUAAUCCCAGUAGUCUGCUCACUCUGGUGAAUGAUGUGCAGAGUUACCCUGACUCCCCAGAGGACAUGCCAGACUACCCUCUUUUCAUUUCUAUUGGCGACUGGCUUGACUCCAUCAAAAUGAGCCAGUAUAAGAACAACUUCCUUGCAGCAGGAUACACAACACUGGAUUCCAUUUCCACCAUGAGUAUAGACGACAUCAGGCGUAUCGGGAUCUGUUUGAUUGGCCACCAGAGGAGAAUCAUAAGCAGCAUACAGUCUCUUCGCCUGCAGCUUCACCACAUCCAACAGAGCGGUUUCCAAGUGUGAGAACUUCGCACAAAGACAGACUGUGUACACACUGAGUCGGAAACCACUCAGACUUCCUUGGCAUCCUCAUUCAACUAAUUGCACAAACACCAGACUGUUAGGUGUAGCACAUGCUGCUCAUGCGAGGGCAGUCCGCUGCUAGACACACAUGUGGUCUAGUUAAUACACACUCCUCAUCUUAUGGAUCAUUAUCAAUACAGCCUCCACAACAACCAACCUCUGUCAGCGUUGGCCAAAUGCGGUCUCUUUAUUAUCUCAGCAACUACUAGCAUUCACUUGAAUUUAGGACUUAUUUUCUUUAGUGUCUAUUCAAGUGUUCACCAAUACCUCUUCUCUUUCCAAGUGACAAUCCAAUGGUUUCUAUUGACUUUGAAUGGUCUCAAGUCAGUUACCUCAAGACCAGAGAAGAUGUGGAUAGGACAGAAGGUAUGGUAAUGAAUGGUACAGGAUGCGAUUUUAAUAACAACCUUUCCGGCUGGUUAAUGAAACAAUUCACCAGAAAUAAAGAUUGACAGAAUGGUAAAUAUACAAUCAUGUUUUUUUGAACCGAAGACCGCUGAAUGUCAAAAGAUUUUAUAGAAAUGUACGUUCUAUCCUCAUGAUAAUGCAGUAUGUCUUGUAGAAAAAGUCUUGUGAAAGUUGUAUGUUUUAAUCAGUAUGUUUGUUCCUUAAUAAACAACCCUAUUUUAA
Messenger RNA from Perca fluviatilis (European perch), 4271 nucleotides. Its product is annotated as ephrin type-A receptor 6-like. The transcript is spliced from 19 exons. NCBI's taxonomy places the organism in Eukaryota, Metazoa, Chordata, Actinopteri, Perciformes, Percidae. Bases 477 to 3581 code for a protein of 1034 amino acids. Gene Ontology annotation, molecular function: ATP binding; transmembrane-ephrin receptor activity; protein binding. Gene Ontology annotation, biological process: protein phosphorylation; axon guidance; cell surface receptor protein tyrosine kinase signaling pathway. Gene Ontology annotation, cellular component: plasma membrane; neuron projection. The record is from RefSeq and is a predicted model, not a curated record.